UACCCGGCCCCUCGUGCCUCUGGAAGAAGAAGGGUGCAUCGGCGGAAGGAGUGAAGAAGGAGAGAAGAAGAAAAGGAAGCGGUCGAGGCGAAAAGUGACGGCAGUGCGCUCCGAACCGUCAGGCGGGACGCUGAGGAAGAGAGCGAAAUUGGUGCACGCGCGUUCAGAUGCGUGCCGCCACCACGUGACUCUCCCCGGGAGACACCUUCAGCCCCCUGCUUAAAUAUCGGGCUCGUCGCUGCGCGCGGCAAUUUAAUCGAGGGACUUUCGCGGACCUCCGCGAGUUUCGUGUCGCGCCGACCGUACGAAUGGAGAAACGCAGUGCUGUCGCGUUGACUUUGGCGUGAAUCUCCGAUGCGAGGGACUAAGAUGAUCCGCGUGAAAUUAGAUUCGCGCUGUUGCACGCGCACGGAUUGAGGGUGACCGGCAUGAACUGCGGUGAUCGCGUGUGAAUGAAGAUACGAAGAUUCGUUGCGUCAACAGCCAGCCGUACUAAUUAGCAUACGAGGGUGUAUCGGUCAAGAUGAAGACAGCGUUGCAGAUUAUGCCGUACUUAGCGGCGCUGAUCCUGACAAUAAUCGCCGAGGACAAACCAACAAACACGGUCUCCGUUUCCUCGGUUUCCUUGGGUUCGCCGGAAGAGUUUCAGAGCAACACGAUAAGGAAGGUGAUGAGCUACUUGGGGAAAUACGGGCUGGAUGAUCAGCGGGCCCUGAAGAAAGUGUAUCUAAGCAACAGGUCGAUCACUUGCAACGAUGGCUCGCAGGCCGGUUUCUACCUACGAAAGUCCCACGGUUCCAGGCGGUGGAUCAUGUACCUGGAGGGCGGCUGGUAUUGCUACGACCACAAGAGCUGCAGGACCAGGUGGAUGCGGAUGCGGCACCUGAUGACGUCAACCCAGUGGCCCGAGACACGCGACGUGGGCGGGAUGCUCUCGCCGAAUCCCGAUGAAAAUCCAUUCUUUUGGGGUACGAAUCACGUUUUCGUUCCUUAUUGCACGAGCGACAGCUGGAGCGGCAGUAGGGCCACCAAGUCGCAGAAUGACAUGUUUUCCUUCAUGGGGGCAGAGAUCGUGGUCCAGAUCAUCCGGGACUUGGUUCCCCUUGGCCUCGAAAACGCGAGCGCCUUUCUUUUAGCCGGUAGCAGUGCGGGCGGCACCGGCGUCAUGCUAAAUUUGAAUCGCGUUCACAAUCUGAUACAUCAUGAAUUGGGCUUGAGACAUGUUGCUAUACGUGGCGUGUCGGAUUCCGGAUGGUUCCUCGAUAGAGCACCUUACUUCCCGAAUGGCCUGUCGCCGGUCGAUGCGAUACAAAAAGGAAUGGAAUUAUGGAACUCUCAGAUGCCUCAUAAUUGCGUAGUUAGAUAUCCUAACGAGCCGUGGAAGUGCUUUUUCGGAUAUCGGCUUUAUCCAACUUUGACCGCGCCGUUGUUUGUCUUCCAAUGGAUAUUCGAUGAGGCUCAAAUGAAAGCCUAUAAUGUCGCGGCACCGGUAACAAGACAGCAAUGGGACUACAUACAUAAGAUGGGCGACAGUCUGCGGAAGACGUUUGAAAAUGUUACCGCGGUCUUUGCCCCGAGUUGCAUUAGUCACAGUGUCUUGACGAAAAGAGAUUGGAAGAUGAUCAAAAUAGAUGAGGUUUCGUUUGCACAGGCACUGUUUUGCUGGGAUCAAAUGCCGAUCGGGAAUUAUCCUAACAAUGGGCAUAACAAUACUCACUCGCAAAUCGAGACCAAUCAACCGUGCGGGAAGUCGCUAAAAAAGCUAUUGCGUUCUGGUAUCAGAAAGGGAAAUGGUACCUCGAUCGAAGACGGAAAAAGCAGAGUUGGAUCCUCUACGGAAAUGCAAAAAGCUCGAUUGUCUGCCGUUGCUAAAAUGCAGGGAAGGAAGCCGGUCUCCGGUUCGGUUCAAGAGCGGGAGAAUAAGAAGAGGCGAAAGAGGAAACAUAAAAGCAGAAGGAGAGAGAGGAAGGAGAGAGAGAGAAGCAAAGAGGAGAGAAUAAAGAAAGAGAAACACCAGCGAAGAAAGAACGCUGGUCGUCGCAAGGGCGGCAAACAAGUCAAUGGCAACAACCAUACGGCUAUAUUUAACGGCAUCAGGCCGCAGCGAUCGGUAAUACCGUCAUUCAAACGGAAGUGCAUCAAGAACUGCCAUUUCCGUAUGAUAGAGCGUUGCACUUGGCCGCAAUGCAACCAUAGCUGCCCCAAGUUGCAUAAUCCCUUUACGGGCGAGGAAAUGGACUUUAUUGAACUGCUCAAGAGCUUUGGUCUAGACAUGAAAAGUGUCGCAAAUGCCCUCGGCAUCGAUAUACAUACAUUGAAUAGACUCGCUUCGCUGGAAAGACGUGAAAGCCCAGAGAAUGGAAAUUUCGAUUGGCAUUUUCGCCGACGGACAGGGGAAAACAAGAGUUCUGGCGUGUAGAAAGUGUAUAUUUCAUUGUAAUUGACAUGCUAUCUCUUAAUUUAUUAUAAUUUAUAGGUAAAAUAACUGAUCAUGUAAGUAUGUUUUACGAAUUAAUUCACACGUUCAUGGCGCAGAGUGUGUCGCCAAAAUCAGAAAUCGGGCGAAAGGCAGAAUCUCCUUCCAUAUCUGUUCGAAUGCAAUUAUUUUCAUAUCUCGAUUGUCUUUUGUAAAAAGAUCCUUUUCUUUAAAUGUAUCUCGAUAUAUCUUUGUGUUCAUCACAAUCAUGUAGAUUCAGUUUGCUGUGUCAUUUAGAUCAGAAUCAGCACAACUCAGUCGCAUAUAUGAAAGACUGUAAGGAUCUUCCAAUGGCAAGGACUGAUUCUUUUAUGUAAGGUCGGAACGGAAACUCAUCAAUAAACAAUUGACCGACCGACAAAGCAGCUUCAUAGACUGAUUAAAUUAUCUACCUCAACGAAUCAAAUCGUAUUAAUAUCCUUCAUGUACCAUAAUUGUCAGAUUAGAACAUCACGAUAAGAACAGUGUUACUGUAAGUUAAUACGCGUAAAGUAUAUAUUGUACCUAUGUCUUCAAUUCUGUAAUAUAACUAUACCGAGGUAAUGUUAUUUAUUUAAUAUAGCAUAGUAUCCGACAGUAUCUGAUGAUUGCAGCGGCAUAUUUCUUGUCGUGCGCACAUAUAUCGAUGGUCCAGUGAAAUUGUAAUCACAAAAUUAUAUUCUUCCGAGAUUAUUUGUCCAAUAAUUUUUUCGGUGAAAAUAUUUUGUUCCUACCGAUUACGGUGGAAACAAAGUACCGAAUAAAUACGUUGAAAGUAUUUGACGGGUGGAAAUGACACAAUACCAUCUUCACUCAAACGCUUGACAGAUAAAAUAAUCGUAACUAAAUACUCAAAAGUACAACUUUAUUUAUGUCAUCGAUAUAUUGACGUUAUUAAAGCUUACAUGAGAAUUUAUUUAUUUUCACUUUUUUAAAUUGUGACUCCGUCUAUGCGAAUGCGAUCAAAAUAUUUGAAAUUUUAUGGUUCGAAGCUUACUUGCAUCCCACGUAUAUUGUAACAUGUACUGUUAUCUUUUAAAAGUAUGACACUGUAAAUAAAUUGUAUAUCUGUUCUAUUGA
Molecule: messenger RNA, 3535 nt
Organism: Vollenhovia emeryi
Lineage: Eukaryota; Metazoa; Arthropoda; Insecta; Hymenoptera; Formicidae
Gene: Notum
Product: protein notum homolog
Exons: 9
Coding region: 524-2419 (631 amino acids)
Molecular function (GO): hydrolase activity
Source: RefSeq, a predicted model, not a curated record